Molecule: messenger RNA, 665 nt
Organism: Callorhinus ursinus (northern fur seal)
Lineage: Eukaryota; Metazoa; Chordata; Mammalia; Carnivora; Otariidae
Product: dynein axonemal heavy chain 8-like
Biological process (GO): microtubule-based movement
Cellular component (GO): axonemal dynein complex
Molecular function (GO): dynein light intermediate chain binding; dynein intermediate chain binding
Source: RefSeq, a predicted model, not a curated record
GAUCUUUUGAAGAAAUUAUUCCUGCAAGGAAGCUGAAGAAUUUUUAUCCAGGGGUGGCAGAGCACAAGGAUAUUUCCAAGUUGGUUCUCCUCCUUUCUUCCUCUGUGAAUUCUCUACGAAAGGUAGCUCACGAGGCCUUGCAGGACUUUCAAAAGUACAAGACGCUCUGGACCGAGGACCGAGACAUGAAAGUGAAGGAGUUUUUGGCUAACAACCCCUCUCUGACUGAAAUCAGAUCAGAAAUUCUACACUUUGCAACUUUUGAACAGGAGAUCGAUGAGUUGAAGCCUAUUAUUGUUGUGGGAGCACUUGAAUUGCAUACAGAGCCAAUGAAACUGGCCUUAUCAAUUGAGGCUAAGGCAUGGAAGAUGUUACUCUGUCGCUACUUGAAUGAAGAAUAUAAAAAGAAAAUGUCAGACAUGAUAGCAUUUAUCAAUGAAUACUUGAAAAAGUUAUCUAGACCUAUUCGUGAUUUAGAUGAUGUCAGGUUUGCAAUGGAAGCCUUAUCAUCUAUCCGUGAUAAUGAAAUUCAAAUGGACAUGACUUUGGGACCAAUUGAAGAAGCCUACGCUAUUUUAAAUAGAUUUGAAGUUGAAGUGACCAAAGAAGAAUCAGAAGCAGUUGAUACCUUGAGAUAUUCUUUCAACAAAUUGCAGAGCAAAGCU